Messenger RNA from Opisthorchis viverrini, 951 nucleotides. RefSeq lists its product as hypothetical. Lineage: Eukaryota; Metazoa; Platyhelminthes; Trematoda; Opisthorchiida; Opisthorchiidae. The transcript has 5 exons. Bases 1 to 951 code for a protein of 316 amino acids. The record is from RefSeq and is a predicted model, not a curated record.
AUGACAGAACGUCUCGUGGAUACUUUCCAAGGAGCUUUGCUUAAGGCGGAAGGGGAAGGAACCACAGCAAACAUCCUACAACAAUUCCUCUUAAGGUGUCACCUGACUCAAAACCCAUCCACGCAGUCCAUGGUUCGAACCCGAAUUCUGCCUCUCGACUUCCCCUGUCUAGACUUGGGCAACCUGGCAGCAUCCCAGCCCUCGUGCCUCCCCCCUGUGGCAUGGCUACAGCUGAACGAUUUUUGUGCACUAAAAAUGCGAGUUUCAGCCUUCAAGAACCCUGUUGGGUCGAGAUGGCUCAAGUGGUUAGAGCGCGAAUUUACUGACCAGAAGAUCCGUGGUUCGAAACCGACCUCUGCCACUCGACUUCACCUGUCUAGGCUUGGGCAACCUGGCAGUAUCCCAGCCCUCGUGCCUCCUUGGUGUGGCAUGGUAGCUAGGCACCGAAAGGGUGCAAUAGGUGAACGAUUAUUAUUAUUAUUUAUUACCAUACCACUACACGAAAAUCCAUCUUGUUUGCGGACAUCGACAUGGAUUAGUCAGUCAGUGUUCCACCACUCUAGUCUCAAUGAACACAGUAAUCUUAGAAACUUGAUAAAGAAAAAAUCCGACGAUGAUGUUGGUGUUCUCAGCCAGAUCAGUCGACGUAGAUAUGCAAGUGUGAACACGUUCGCCUGUUCAGACGUGAUGAUUCAGAUGCGUCCAACAUGUCCGGGGUUCGAUUCCCGGCACGGCCAUUGGAUAUGCACUGAUGAUCGCUCUAAUAUAAGAGCGAGGCUCGAUUCCAGUGCUUCCCUUUGGUGUGGACUCACUGGAACAAUUACGCCAGAACAGGAAGACGACCGUUCAAACGAGAGUGGUGUGGCUAUGAACAAAAUACGCAUCCCACAAAACCCCAAGAUUGCAAAUCAAAUAAUAUGCUGUUUCAGGUUCGCAGUGACUCCAUCAUAG